Messenger RNA from Arachis duranensis, 1473 nucleotides. RefSeq lists its product as uncharacterized. NCBI's taxonomy places the organism in Eukaryota, Viridiplantae, Streptophyta, Magnoliopsida, Fabales, Fabaceae. The transcript is spliced from 5 exons. Bases 1 to 1473 code for a protein of 490 amino acids. Gene Ontology annotation, molecular function: protein dimerization activity. The record is from RefSeq and is a predicted model, not a curated record.
AUGGCUCAUUCUAAGCAUAUAGACAAAGUUCUUGAUAGGCAUAGUAAUGAAACUAUUGCAAAUAACUGCUUAAGGUUGAAGGCAUCCAUUGAUGCUAUUCUAUGGCUUGCAUUUCAAGCAUGUGCAUUUAGAGGCGACGAUGAAAAAAUUUCAUCAGUUCUUUCUCGUCAUAAUCUUGAUGUUCAAAAUCUUAGGAGACAAGGGUAUGAUGGAGCUACCAAAGAAGUUUGCUAUAUUCAUAAAUUCUUUUCAAAACUUACACUAAUUGUGAAUGUUGUGACUGUUUCUCCUAAACAUCAUGAUCAGUUAAGGGUUGCUCAAGCAAAUAAUGUUGCAAACUUAAUUGCCGAUGAUCAACUUGUGACAGGUAGUGGACUUAAUCAAAUUGGUACUUUACAAAGAAUUGGAGAUACUAGAUGGGGGUCUCAUUUGAAUUCUGUACGUAGCUUGCUAUGCAUGUUUGAUGCUACUUAUGAAGUUCUUGAAAAAAGCACUGAAGAAGGUAAUUUCUCCAAUCAUGGUGAUGCUAGUGCUGCUUAUGAUGCUAUCACAUCCUUUGAAUUUGUCUUUGUUUUGCAUUUGAUGAGAAAUAUUUUGGAAGUUAGUUAUGAUCUUUGUCAAGCUUUACAACGAAAAAAAUCAAGACAUAUUGAAUGCUUUAACUCUGGUUUCUACUACCAAGACUUUAAUCCAAUGAAUGAGAGAAUCAAGUUGGGAGGCUUUCAUAAAAGAAGUUAUAUUUUUUGUGAGAAACAUGAAGUUGAAGUUCCUGAUAUGAAUGCAUUGCAUAUUCCUAGAAGAGGCCGAACUCGCAAAAUUGUUGACCAAAUUUCAGUGGAGCAUCAUUACUGUGUUAAUUUAUUUUUUGCUGUAAUUGAUAUACAUUUGCAAGAGCUUAAUAGAAGAUUCAAUGAUAAUAUGGUGGAAUUGCUUACUUUAAGUUCAACUUUAGAUCCCAGAGAUAAUUAUAAGUUCUUCAGUGUCAACAAAUUAUGUCAAAGAUUAACAAAGACGGCAAAUUCUUUAACAUAUCCUUUGAUUGAUCGUUUGAUUCGCUUGGUAUUAACUCUCCCUGUUUCAACUGCUACAACUGAGAGAUCUUUUUCAGCUAUGAAUAUUGUGAAGAAUAGACUCAGAAAUAAAAUGAAAGAUGAAUUUCUUGCUAAUUGUCUUUUGAUUUACAUUGAGAAGAAGAUUGCUGAAAGAUUUGACACCGAUUCUAUUAUCGAUGAAUUUUAUGAUAUGAAGAAUCGACGUUUAUACUUGUUGCUAGUGCUUGUUGAUGAUGAUUUUGUGUAUGAAAUGUUGCUAUGGCUGCUGAAAAUUGAUUUGAUGAAUAAGAACUUGAGAUAUGUUGUUAUAGAUGAGAUGCUGAAGAAUGGAUGCACCUAUGAUAUGAAGUUGCGAUAUAUUGAAUUAAGAGUUCUUGGACAACUUUGGUUAGUCAAAAGAAAGUUAGAAAUGUGGAUUUAG